ACUAUGCACCGCGCCAGCCCCGGCCGACUGACGAGACUGACCCGGACUUAGGCGUUCCGCCUGGCCUGGCGGCGAGGAAAAAAGGCAAUUUUGAAGCAUUUUGUGGCAAAAGGAGUAAGAGACGGCUGCGGAAGCGUCUACUACAUUCAGGGGACCUGGAGGGCUUACAGAUAUCCGCAAUGAACAAUGAAAAGAAAUUGUGAAAGAAAGCGCUUCCCUCAAGCCGGAACCAAUUAACUUCUGAGUCACGUGGUGCGCACGCGCCAAAGGCGCACGAUAAAGGAAAACGCGGGCUUAUCCUCCCUUUUAAAAUCCGGCUUGGUGAGCUUGGGACGCCUCCUGAAGGAGAACCAUUUUCCAUCUCUUUCAUAGCUUUCCCCCAGUCAGCGUGGUAGCGGUAUUCUCCGCGGGAGUGACAGUAAUUGUUUUUGCCUCUUUAGCCAAGACUUCCGCCCUUGUUCAAGAUGGUGGUUGAGCGGCCUUCUUAACCUUUACGGGGCCUGGCGGUGCUGACGCCUGAGUUGGUAGGGGUGGAGCAGGUAGGAAACAGCAAAUGCAGAAGCUGCUGCGCGAGAGUCGGCCAUGGACUGGAAAGAAGUUCUUCGUCGGCGCUUAGCGACGCCCAACACCCGUCCAAACAAAAAAAAAAGUGAACAAGAAUUAAAAGAUGAAGAAAUGGAUUUAUUUACAAAAUAUUACUCCGAAUGGAAAGGAGGUAGAAAAAACACAAAUGAAUUCUAUAAGACCAUUCCCCGGUUUUAUUAUAGGCUGCCUGCUGAAGAUGAAGUGUUACUACAGAAAUUAAGAGAGGAAUCAAGAGCUGUCUUUCUACAAAGAAAAAGCAGAGAACUGUUAGAUAAUGAAGAAUUACAGAACUUAUGGUUUUUGCUGGACAAACACCAGACACCACCUAUGAUUGGAGAGGAAGCGAUGAUCAAUUAUGAAAACUUUUUGAAGGUUGGUGAAAAGGCUGGAGCAAAGUGCAAGCAAUUUUUCACAGCAAAAGUCUUUGCUAAACUCCUUCAUACAGAUUCAUAUGGAAGAAUUUCCAUCAUGCAGUUCUUUAAUUAUGUCAUGAGAAAAGUUUGGCUUCAUCAAACAAGAAUAGGACUCAGUUUAUAUGAUGUCGCUGGGCAGGGGUACCUUCGGGAAUCUGAUUUAGAAAACUACAUAUUGGAACUUAUCCCUACUUUGCCACAAUUAGAUGGUCUGGAAAAAUCUUUCUACUCCUUUUAUGUUUGUACAGCAGUUAGGAAGUUCUUCUUCUUUUUAGAUCCUUUAAGAACAGGAAAGAUAAAAAUUCAAGAUAUUUUAGCAUGCAGCUUCCUAGAUGAUUUAUUGGAGCUAAGGGAUGAGGAACUGUCCAAGGAGAGUCAAGAAACAAACUGGUUUUCUGCUCCUUCUGCCCUAAGAGUUUAUGGCCAGUACUUGAAUCUUGAUAAAGAUCACAAUGGCAUGCUCAGUAAAGAAGAACUCUCACGCUAUGGAACAGCUACCAUGACCAAUGUCUUCUUAGACCGUGUUUUCCAGGAGUGCCUCACUUAUGAUGGAGAAAUGGACUAUAAGACCUACUUGGACUUUGUCCUUGCAUUAGAAAACAGAAAGGAACCCGCAGCUCUACAGUAUAUUUUCAAACUGCUUGAUAUUGAGAACAAAGGAUAUCUGAAUGUCUUUUCACUUAAUUAUUUCUUUAGGGCCAUACAGGAACUAAUGAAAAUCCACGGACAAGAUCCUGUUUCAUUUCAAGAUGUCAAGGAUGAAAUCUUUGACAUGGUAAAACCAAAGGAUCCUUUGAAAAUCUCUCUUCAGGAUUUAAUCAACAGUAAUCAAGGAGACACAGUAACCACCAUUCUAAUCGAUUUGAAUGGCUUCUGGACUUAUGAGAACAGAGAAGCUCUUGUUGCAAAUGACAGUGAAAACUCUACAGACCUUGAUGAUACAUGAUCUCUGAAAGACUAGACUGUCUUAUAUUAAGAGAUACUUGAAUGCUGCAUGUAAAGCCUUUAAAGCAAAAUCCUCAGAAUGGUCUAAAUAAAACACUUGAUAUGCCUAGAGAACACA
Molecule: messenger RNA, 2061 nt
Organism: Cercocebus atys (sooty mangabey)
Lineage: Eukaryota; Metazoa; Chordata; Mammalia; Primates; Cercopithecidae
Gene: PPP2R3C
Product: protein phosphatase 2, regulatory subunit B'', gamma
Exons: 13
Coding region: 583-1944 (453 amino acids)
Biological process (GO): cortical cytoskeleton organization; microtubule cytoskeleton organization; B cell homeostasis
Cellular component (GO): spindle; centrosome
Source: RefSeq, a predicted model, not a curated record